Messenger RNA from Thamnophis sirtalis, 1623 nucleotides. Its product is annotated as acyl-CoA (8-3)-desaturase-like. Gene Ontology annotation, biological process: lipid metabolic process. The record is from RefSeq and is a predicted model, not a curated record. Gene Ontology annotation, molecular function: oxidoreductase activity, acting on paired donors, with oxidation of a pair of donors resulting in the reduction of molecular oxygen to two molecules of water. Lineage: Eukaryota; Metazoa; Chordata; Lepidosauria; Squamata; Natricidae. Gene Ontology annotation, cellular component: membrane.
AUGCCCCCUCAGUCAGGAGUCAGUGCGGGAAAGUCAGAGAGUCAGCCAGGGGUCCCCAGGCUUUUCACCUGGGAGGAAGUGGGGCUCUGCACAGGCAAGGGAGAUUUCAAGGAAAAGAGAUGGCUGGUCAUCAACCGAAAAGUUUAUGAUGUUAGUCAGUUCUAUUUGCGGCAUCCAGGUGGGCCUCGUCUCAUCAAACAUUAUUCUGGACAAGAUGCUACGGAUGCCUUUACAGCUUUCCACAAGGAUGAGGAUCUGGUAAAAAAACACUUGAAUUCCCUGUUAAUUGGAGAACUAACACCGGAUCAACCUAGCUGUGAACCCACCAAAAACGAAAUUCUGGUACAUGAUUUUCAUGAAUUACGCACGACAGUGAAGAAGAUGGGACUCCUGAAGUCCAGUGUUCCUUUUUUUGCGUUCAUAUUUCUGCAUGCCUUCUUGCUGGACGUGGCAUCCUGGUUCACCAUCUGGUACUUUGGAAAAUCUUGGGUGCCUUUCCUUAUUGCAGUAGCAAUGUUCACUGUUGCACAGAUCCAAUAUGGUUUCUUUCAACAUGAUCUUGGACAUGUUUCCGUCUUCCAGAAGCCUAAAUGGAACAGAUUGGCUCAUAUUUUUGUGAUGGGAAUCCUUAAGGGUGGGCCAACGACUUGGUGGACUGACAUGCAUAACCAACAUCAUGCCAAACCCAACUGUUUCUUGAAGGAUCCUGAUCUCAAUAUGCACCCAUUUCUCUUCACCUUAGGGAAGUCUCUCUCUGUGGAGCUUGGAAAAAAGAAAAAGAAAUACAUGCCUUACCAGCACCAGCACAAAUAUUUUAGCUUUUUGGCCCCCUUAACAUUCGUCGCUUUUGUGCAGCUUAUCAUAUUUCGCUAUGUUAUUCGGAAGAAAAUAUGGAGUGAUCUUGCUCUUAUUUUAUUCUACAAUUUCCGUAUGUGCCUCAUGUUCAUUCCUUUAAUGGGAUUCAAGACCUUCAUGGCAUAUUACUGGCUUUCCAGGUUCCUAGAAAGCACCUGGUUUCUCUGGGUCUCUCAAAUGAAUCACAUUCCAAUGAACAUCAAUUAUGACCAGAAUCUGGACUGGGUCUCUUCCCAACUCUCAGCAACAUGUAAUGUUGACCAUUCCUGGUUCAAUGACUGGUUCACUGGGCACCUGAACUUCCAGAUUGAGCAUCACCUUUUCCCCACCAUGCCUCGACACAAUUACUACAAGGUGGCUCCUAUGGUGAAAUCUCUGUGUGCCAAGCAUGGUGUUCAUUACGAGUGCAAGCCCAUCCUCACAGCUUUUGCAGAUAUAUUGCACCGCCUGAAGGAAUAUGGGCAGGACUGGCAGAAAGCUUAUCUCCAUGAAUUGGGAGGGGGAGAUGUUCAGACAGCAACAGAAAGCUUAAUGGAGAGGCUGCUUCAAGUAACACUGGGCAUCAUCCCUUAUUUUGAUCACAUCCCAGUAUCUGUAGAAAUUCGCAGUGAGAUCCAGGAGCGCUUCAGGGCAGUCCUUCGGAAGUUCAAGGAUGCUCAGUUGAAAUUAAAAAAGGAAAAAUGCCACAUAGCAGUCCCCAGGGUACAGUUUUUGGGGUACUUAAUAGAUGCCUCAAGCUAUUCAAAGCGCACCAGUACCAAGGAAUAA